AUGGCACAGCCUAACAGUCCUCAGUCGAUACAAGCGAUUCUAGCAGACAAAACGUGGUUCGGUUUUGACCUUGAUGAUACUUUACACGAAUUCCGACGCGCGUCUUCGGCCGCAACCGCGAAGACACUUGAGGCAAUAUCUGAACAGCAUGGACUCCCUACGGACGCCUUGAAGGAGGAAUACUCGAAUAUUCUUCGCGACAAAACUCUGAAUGCCUUCUCAGAUGGCAAGACCUCAUUUGAGUACAGACGAGAGCGUUUCACGACCUUAUUAGAGCGCUUUUCGAUCGCUCAGGACGUUGAGUUGGUUGAUCGGCUCCUUGAGAUAUACGAAGAUGCUUUGACACACUCAUUGCAACUCAAAGACGGUGCUUUGAGCCUUUUCGCAACUUUGAAAGAGAAGGGCAAGAAGGUGGCUGUGAUUACUGAGGGGCCACAAGAUGCACAAGAAAGGACGGUGAAACAGCUCAGAUUGGCGGGAUAUGUCGACUUCCUAGCCACCACCAACUUCUUCCGAGUUUCCAAGACUGAGGGUCUAUUCCUAAGAGUUUUGGAGCACCUGGGCAUCCAACCUUCGGACAUGGUUUACAUCGGAGAUAACCCAGUCCGCGAUACGGUGCCAGCGAGGGAAGCAGGUAUCUUUUCCAUUCAUUACAACGAGCAGGCAGAAACCUCUUUGGAGGGGCUGUCGCCACAGGUGAAAUCGUUGGCGGAGAUUGAGGCCUUCUGUGAUAUAGCCUCAUAG
Colletotrichum gloeosporioides is the source of this 744-nucleotide messenger RNA. RefSeq lists its product as uncharacterized. The coding region runs from base 1 to 744 and encodes 247 amino acids. The record is from RefSeq and is a predicted model, not a curated record. The transcript has a single exon. NCBI's taxonomy places the organism in Eukaryota, Fungi, Ascomycota, Sordariomycetes, Glomerellales, Glomerellaceae.